UUUAAGCAGUGGCCGUCAUGACACGUGAUGUGGACAUCUUAGCAGCCCCUCCCUCGGACUUCAUCUAAUGGACGCCAACGCUUGAAUCUGGUGACCAGCAUUCAUCCUGGUUGUAAUAUUUAAACGGUCCUAAUACUUGGCCCUCCUGACGAUGGCCUCAUAAACCCGGCACCUGAUAAUAAUAACGUUUGAAGCACCGGCUGUCUUUGACCUCACCAACAUGGCGGACGACGGGGGACAAAUAUUCGUUGGUUGGAUUUAACAAGGCGAAAAAGUACCAGCUUACUUUCCACAAAUAAAUAUCUAACCCGACGAAAAACACGUUUGGAGAAAGAAGUGGGCGAGCAUUUCGCCUCGCAAGCGAUUGAUUUUUAAGCAAUUAAGUACGCCCGCCCAUGGUGCUGUGCGCGGGUGGGCGGCCACGUCACUGAGCGUUGUUGGUGGGGCCGCGGCGGCUGGGUAAUGGAGGUGGGCGGGCAGCCGGCUGGUGAAGCACCGUGGGCUGCCCGGAGCUGCUGCUGAGACCAAAGUAGGCUUGCCAGGAGGAGUAACAGCAAGAUCAUGGGUUGUUUUGGUUUGUGCCUGGCCUUCGUGAGGAAAGCCUUGCUGACAGUUCUCCUGGUACUCUUUUAUUACUGUUUCUCCAUAGGAAUCACCUUCUACAACAAGUGGGUGAUGAAGAGGUUUCAUUAUCCUAUCUUCAUGACUUUGGUUCACCUGGUAAUGAUCUUUGUAUUCUCUGGAAUAAGCAGAACACUUGCCUCGUGGUAUACUGGCAAGCCAUACGUUUGUCUAUCAUGGGAACUAUAUCUGAAGAGGGUUGCGGCCACAGCCCUAGCAAGUGCAUUAGACAUCGGACUGUCUAAUUGGAGCUUCAUGUUUAUCACUGUUUCACUGUAUACAAUGACAAAGUCAACUGCUGUCUUAUUUAUUUUAUUCUUUGCAGUUAUAUUCAAGCUAGAGAAAUUGAGAUCGUGGCUUUUGGUAGUUGUCUUAUUAAUAGCUGGAGGCCUCUUCAUGUUUACAUAUAAGUCAACUCAGUUUAACCUAAAAGGAUUCAUUCUUGUAUUGAUCGCAUCCUUCAUCGGCGGGAUACGAUGGACACUGACACAGAUGCUUACCCAGAAGGCAGAUCUAGGUUUACAGAAUCCUAUUGACACCAUGUACCAUCUCCAGCCUCUGAUGUUCAUUGGUCUUUUUCCGUUGUUUAUGUUCAGUGAAGGACUCAGCCUGUCUGCUUCAGAGAAAUUAUUUCGCUACCAUGAGACCUCCACAUUACUACAUAUGGUAUUUAUUUUGGCUGGAGGAGGACUUAUAGCAUUUGGACUCUGCUUCUCUGAAUUCCUUUUGGUUUCAAAAACAUCCAGCCUGACCCUAUCCAUUGCGGGUAUUUUUAAGGAAAUCUGCACACUGGUCCUUGCUAGCCAUUUGCUGGGUGACCAGCUGACUGUUUUAAACUGGUUGGGAUUUGCAAUGUGCCUAUCUGGAAUCUCAUUACAUAUUGCACUUAAAGUCAUUUAUUCAGAAGAUUCAUCCAAAGACAAAAGGAUGGAUAAACUCCAUGAUAUGGCUUUGACUGACAUUGAUACGGAGUUACUCCUAAGAAAUGGACAGGCAAAUGAAGAGAGUGAAGAAGAGGAUGUCAGACAUCAGUGAUAACUUCUUGGAUCUACAUUGUCAACCAUCCUUGGGCUCUGCCUUUCAUUGUACAUUUGCUGUGCAAGGAUGUGCCUAUAAUAGCUUUAAACCUUGUCUUUGUAAUCCAGUCAAUGAUUGGGAACUAGUUAGAUGGGCAUCAUUUGCACUGAGAAUGGGCAUCCCUCUGACGAAGAGCAGCAAUUGAAGUAACAGUGAAAAUAUCAAAUACAUUUUAAUGUUAUUGCAGUUUUCCAUCCUCUUCAGCUGUGGUGAAAUGGACCUAUAUUUAGUUACGGAUUCGGAUCUUCAAGUUCGGGUCCUUGGAGAAUAUUUUCAGCUGUACAGCUGUGGGUGAAAGUACUACUAGUUGGGAUCUAUGGAUGGCGGACAUAGCAACCUGUGGUGGAAGGUGUAUUGUGCUGCACUGAAACAGCAAUUUAUCUUUUCUCCUGUAGUCAGUUGAUACUAAUUUAUUGAAUAAGGCAGGUGACAAUGCUGGGUUGAAUUGAAAUGUUUAUAUUUGAUCAGUUGUAAAGAAAAAAAGAGAAAAAGGACACUGAUUAAUGUAGGUAUGAAAUUCAGGUAUAAAUCUUUUCUUGAUAUCAUGUGGGUAUAAGUCUCAAUUGAAAUGACUCUUCAUUUGAGUUUGUUACUAUUUCUCAAAAAUGUACCGUUUUACUUGGAGGAAGUGAAACGUGAAUUCUAUACAAUAUAUCCAAAAUGUACCAAAAGACAAAAAAAAAACAUACCCACUACAGGACCUGACACUCAGGCAUGAUUAGAAACAAGUGAAAUAGUUAUCUGCAGAAAAUUACAGUUGAUGUUUUAGGUUGCAAGUGAUGGGUAACCUUGUGCAAUGUGCAGUAUUUUUAAGAUUAAGAUCCUCUGUUGUUCCACAGUAAAGCCUUGUCUAUGGCACAUGGAAAAAAGAAAUGUCUAGAGGUCACUGUAGUCUUCCAAUUAAUUACACACUCCUCAAAUAUCUGACCUAUUCUCCCUGAAAAGUUCCAUCCUACUUUCCUUCACUUUGGUAGUGGCAGUAACAUAAUGAGUCUGAGUCUUAAAUGAUCUCCACCAUGUAUCGUCUGUUGUCCCUAACCAGUCAAGCAAGUACAAGGUACCAGGACUAUUUUUGAAGAUCUUUAAAUCUUUCCUUCUCAGACUCUUUCUGCCUGAUCUACAUCCUGCUUUUCUCCCUUUUUACUGGUUCUUUCACCCACUGAUUUUUUUUUUUCCCUCCUUCCCUCCGCAUCUGAAAAGUUGCCAUUAAUUCAAUUAUCUCCCUUGCCCUGCCACAGGAGUCAGGCCUUCACUUGUGGCUUUGUCAUAAUUAUAAGAAUCCUUCACCAUAAAUAAUAAAACCAGCAGAGUUUCAUUUGUAGCUCAUAGUAGCUAUUCUUUGUUCCAUGGAAUUGUUCUUCAUAAAUUACUUCACUCAGCACCCCUGCCCCCAAUUAACCACUGCCUAACCCCACCCUUGCCUCCAGAUGUACUGGGCGUUAUCUGCCAAUUGGAUAAUUGUGUGCUUUUAUGCACUAGAUACUACUUGCUAUUUUUUUUUUGCAGUCAUCACUUACUCUUGUUCUUCUGGUUUACUAUUUCUCUUAAACUGAGUCGGCUACCCACUGCAAUGUAGCUUCAUGCAUUUCUCCUUGUAUGUGUUGCAGAGUGCCGCAGUUACAGUGGCAUGCAAAAGUUUGGGCGCCCCUGGUCAAAAUCUACACUAUUCACCCAGAAAUAAUAAAUAAAGUUUAGGGACUGCCAUUAAUGAGUCUCAGUCCCAGGGAGCUAACAAUUUAGUUAAGAUGGAGUCAAAAUAAUUUAUUUUUCAGUCAACAAGAUCUGAUUGCUGGGGUCCAGUUCUGAAAGCGGACAUCAGGCAAUAUGUUCUUUUUGCACACACCAGAAUAAUUUUUUUUUAGUUGAAUAAGCAGUGAGAUUUGGAAUCAGCAGAAAAUGUUUUAAUUUUACUCUUUUCCCCACUUGUUUGCAAAUUUCAUAAUUUUGAUGUAUCCAUUCCCACCCAACCUGUUUGGUUUACUAACUGCAAAGAUUUUUCUGCUCAUGAGAUUUUGGUACAUUUCAAUAACAAAUUACUUUCAAAUACAGGUAAGCCAUUGCUGUUAGCCUUGUCCAAGUGUAUUGAUAUCAUCCCUUAUUGAAGGCUUGGAAAUGAGGAAAGUGUGCCAGUAAUGUAAUGGUGACAGGGCAGUUGGUUUCCUUUUGGGUCAUCCUUGCCUCUCCAUUUGAGAAAUUCACCUGAAAUGCUAGUCUCUUGGACUUCUCAUCCUUGCCCCAUGCCUUUCUUCUUCCUGCCAUGUCCCUGCACUUCAGUCUUUUUACUACCCACCACCUCCUUCCUGUGUCUCUCUCGUUACUCUGUUCUCUGAUGACUUGUUCAAUUUUUAUGUAGCUGUGAAUAAUUUUACAUUAAAUUGCUAAUGAUUUUAAUUGACAAUGUGGCUUCUGUUUAAGUCUGAAGCACAUCCUGUUUGACUUCAGGACUUGGAAAUGCAUUUGCUUUGGCAUUCUAAGAUCGAGUAAAUGAGGCUAUAUCAUGGUCAUUUUGAUUUCUCCCCUAUGGGGAAGUGUCUGGUGUUUAUCUGUUGUUACCUCGUAUGCCGCAGCCUGAUCCAAAAUCUAUUUUGAAGAAAUGCAGGCUCAAACAUGCAUCCUGUAAUUGCCGUUUGCUAAUUGGGUUAACCUUUCCUGGUCUGUAGUGAACAGAGUAGUCUUGGCCAACCUUCUCUAUCCGUCAUCACUGCAGCUCAUGUGUGGGACUUGCUAAAUCAAUAUUUGUGUAUGAAAAUUUAAAGAAAAAAAUGCAGAUGCUGGAAAUCUGAAAUAAAAGCAGCAAAUGCUGGAAACACUCAGUAGCUCAGGCAGCAUCUGUGGAACAUUUCAGGUUGAAGCUCUGUCAUCAAAACCUUGAUGGAGGGUCUUUGACCUGAAAAGCUAACUCUUUUUUUUCCCCCAAUGCUGCCUGAUCUGCUGAGUGUUUCCAGCAUUUUGUUUACAUUUCAAAAUGUAUGUGUUAUGGUCAUGUGUAACUCACUUCAAAUGAUUAGCUGUUUUAAUGAUAUUUGAUCACUUCAUUGUGAUUACUUGCUGCUUACCUUUUAAAGGCCAAAUAAAUGAGUUUCAAUAUGUUUCAGCCAGUAGUUAAUCUGUUAAUUUUGAUGUUUGAAGCAAAUCUCUAAGUAUCCAUCUGAAAGGGAAUUCCCUCUGAUAUUACUGUUUUGUUUUGGUAUACCUGUAAAAUCUAGCUUAAUGAAACUUCUGAAGUUAUUUUUGUUAUACAACCAUAUGCACACUGGUUAUCUAGAGGAAAUGAACAUACCUUCUGUUAUGACUGACUAUGCCUGACAAGAGUCAGGUUUUCCAAAUGAUGAAUUAAGUGUGAUGUUGUGAAGAAAAUGGAUCUGAAUAACACAGCUUUCCUUCCUGUGUUUAUGUAAUGUACCAAGGGGGUAUAUUGGUACAGAAGUAAGGCAGCUGAAUAAAGGAUAUGAGCCCACCUGCUGUAAAUGUCACAUCAAAAGUAUUUGACUGCUUAUACAAUACAAUUCUUAGCUGUAUUUGAUGUAGGCACAAAUCCUCUUGGGAGUGUCUGAAACCUGUUGCCAUUCAAAACAAGAUCAUGUAGUCACACAGCAUGGAAAUGGGUCCUUUGGCUAACUGUGUCUGUGCUGAUGCCAAGCACCAAUUUAUACCAAUCCCAUUUUCAUUCUCCCCAUAUUCCCAUCUGCGCUACCCAGAUUCUACCACUCACAUACAGACUAGGGCAAUGUAC
Molecule: messenger RNA, 5431 nt
Organism: Pristis pectinata (smalltooth sawfish)
Lineage: Eukaryota; Metazoa; Chordata; Chondrichthyes; Rhinopristiformes; Pristidae
Gene: slc35h1
Product: solute carrier family 35 member C2
Exons: 9
Coding region: 562-1656 (364 amino acids)
Biological process (GO): UDP-glucose transmembrane transport
Cellular component (GO): endoplasmic reticulum-Golgi intermediate compartment; cis-Golgi network; Golgi apparatus
Molecular function (GO): antiporter activity
Source: RefSeq, a predicted model, not a curated record